Pipistrellus nathusii (Nathusius's pipistrelle) is the source of this 357-nucleotide messenger RNA. The record is from the annotation of a GenBank genome assembly. Lineage: Eukaryota; Metazoa; Chordata; Mammalia; Chiroptera; Vespertilionidae.
AUGGAGAUGUCCAAGGAGGAACACGAGCUGGCCUUCACGGGGGCUCCCCAGCACUCAGGACCCGUGAUGUCCACCGUGGUCGAUGUCCCGACUGUCACCGUGGUGCGUGACCACGUGGUCUGGUCCCUGUUCAGCACCCUCUUCCUCAACCCCUUCUGCCUGGGCUUCGCGGCGUUCGCCUACUCCGUGAAGUCUAGAGACCGGAAGAUGGUGGGAGACAUGGUUGGAGCCCAGAGGUUUGCCUCCACUGCCAAGUGCCUCAACACCUGUACGCUGAUCCUUGCCUUCCUCGCGUUGGUCAGUUUCCUCGUUUUCCAUAUCGUUGCAUCUACUUAUAGCAUUUCCCGGCAAUACUGA